Panicum virgatum (switchgrass) is the source of this 345-nucleotide messenger RNA. RefSeq names its product glycine-rich cell wall structural protein 1.8-like. The transcript is spliced from 2 exons. Bases 1 to 345 code for a protein of 114 amino acids. NCBI's taxonomy places the organism in Eukaryota, Viridiplantae, Streptophyta, Magnoliopsida, Poales, Poaceae. The record is from RefSeq and is a predicted model, not a curated record.
AUGGGGGAAGGCGGCAGGCACUCACCCGGCGCAAGGGCCACCGUCGACGGCCACCCGAGUGUGGAUGGUGGCGGGCACACGGGCGGCGGCAGCGGUGACCAGACGGGCAGUGACGGCGGCGACCAUACGGGUGUCGAGGGCGGCCACGCGACCGGUGCCAGGGGCGCCGUCGGCGGCCACACCGGCGUGGGUGGCGACCAUGGAAGUGGAGUCACCGAGUUCACGUGCGGUGGCUUCGUGGUGGGGCUGACCUCCCGCCACACCAUGACUGACGGCCUGGGCGCUGGGCAGUUCAGAGCCGGUCGCCCCGCUGAUGGGCGGCCUGGGGGCCGGCCGCCCCGCUGA